GGUGUGUAUAUAUAUGAGAUCAUUCUUAAAGGAACACUAUUAAAUCCAGCAUGAUGCACCUUGCGGUUCUCUUGACCUGUAUUGGACUCAUCACUGCCAAUGCUCUUCCCAAACAGGCAGUGGACAAUGAGGACCAAAGUGAGAAGGUUGUAGGUGGGUCCAAUGCUCAGCCAAAUGCAUGGAAAUGGCAGAUAUCUCUGCAGUAUGAUAACUGGAACACAGGCAACUUUGCUCAUAUUUGUGGAGGCUCCCUUGUUAGUGCAAAUUACGUGAUGACUGCAGCCCACUGUAUCCUUGAUUUCAAUGUCAAGAAUUAUCGUGUGGUUUUGGGGGACUAUGAUCUCAGUAAGUUUGAAGGCCGUGAGCAGGUUCGUGCCGUGACGAGGAUUAAAGUUCACCCUGGUUGGACUGGAGACCUUGCAAAUGGAAAUGAUAUUGCUUUGAUGAAGUUGGACUCUCCGGUAUUUAACAAUGGUUAUGUAGUGAUUGCAGAGCUGCCUUAUCCUGGUCAGAUUUUACCCAAUGGCUUUACUUGCUAUAUUACUGGAUGGGGACUCCUGGCUACCGGUGGUUAUAUGCCAGACAUCCUGCAGGAGGCACCCAUUGGUGUUGUGGAUUACUCUCUGUGCUCAACUCCUGAAUGGUGGGGCAGUGCAGUCAAGACAUCCAUGGUGUGUGCUGGAGGAGAUGGUUUGACCUCUGGGUGCCAGGGUGACUCUGGUGGGCCGCUGAACUGCUUCACUGAUGGCUAUUGGAGGGUCCAUGGUGUAGUCAGCUUUGGCUCUGCUGUAAACUGCAACCUUUACAGCAAGCCAACGGUCUUCACUCGUGUGUCUGCCUUCAAUGAUUGGCUGUAUUCUGAAAUGGUGUAAAAGCUCAACAUGCUUUGGGGCUGUUGAAUAAAAGACCAUCUGUAGGAAUGUUAAAA
Tachysurus vachellii is the source of this 928-nucleotide messenger RNA. Its product is annotated as elastase-1-like. Bases 51 to 872 code for a protein of 273 amino acids. Lineage: Eukaryota; Metazoa; Chordata; Actinopteri; Siluriformes; Bagridae. The transcript is spliced from 8 exons. Gene Ontology annotation, biological process: proteolysis. The record is from RefSeq and is a predicted model, not a curated record. Gene Ontology annotation, molecular function: serine-type endopeptidase activity.